Molecule: messenger RNA, 381 nt
Organism: Entamoeba invadens IP1
Lineage: Eukaryota; Evosea; Mastigamoebida; Endamoebidae
Exons: 2
Coding region: 1-381 (126 amino acids)
Source: RefSeq, a predicted model, not a curated record
AUGGGAUUGUUUUAUGCUAUUCCUUUUGGUAUGUUUGUUGAUAGUGGAGUUGGUUAUAAGAUCUUUAUAUACAUUAUUGCUCUUAUAAUACCUCCAUUCCUUGCUAUCUUUGUGAGAUACUUUAAAACCACGAGAGGUAAGUAUCAAAUUAUAAUUAUUGUUGUGGGCACGUGUUUCACAUUUGUGUCGUUUUUUAUGUUUGUGUGUGCUGUUGCGUGUACAGUGAAAUACCCAAGCACAUGGUCUUCUGCGAAUAUGACAAAGCGAAUUGAAUAUGAAACAAAACAUGAGUGUUGUAUAAACACAGAACAACAAGGGGUACUUUCCGACGUACCAACACUCAAAUUGAUCUAUUUCACUGAUUGUCCUUUUGUAAAAUAA